AGAUUCGAAACGAUUCAUUGAUUUUUCAAAAUACGCAAUAAAUUAUUCACAAUGCAUUGUGCCGACGCAUUGUUCGUUAAGGCGACCACGAGUGUUCUGAUUGGUCGGUUGUUUGAAUGUGCGGUACUCGACUGCUUGAUACAUUGUCCAUUACGAAUGAACCUCAGAACACCUGUUACCAUAUAAGUGAUGGUAUAUAAGACCUGACAAAUCCACUUCAAGUCACCAGUCGCUUUCACAACAUCACUGAACGUGCAUCGUUUAUUAAACAACGUAAAAAAGAUUUAGCCAAAUAGACUUUCAACGACGUUCAGUUUUUCAGCUUCAAAAUGCCACAUUCGUUUUUGGUGAAGAAAAAGGAUUUCAAAAAACCAUUAGCCGUGCAGUUUGGCGAUAGAGUAUUCCCCGAAGCGAUGCAUUAUUUCCCUUUUCCCGUACAAGACAUCCCGCAGCUUUUGUCGUUUCCCGUACCUUUUCCGGCCGCGUACGCCUUAUUCCGAGAAUAUCCGAUGCAUUUGAUGCCAGCGGGGCCUGUCGGGACGCCGUAUCCUGUGAUCCGCGAGCUUCGACCCGCGAUGAACGAAAGCAUGCACGACAAUGGGAAAUGCAAAGAAAAGACUUCGGAGGACGAUAAAAAACCCGAAGAGAACGCGACGUUCAAAUGCCCACACUGCAGUAAAGUUUUCACGCGAUCCUGGAACUUUCAUCGUCACGUGCUCAUACACAGCGGACAGAAACCAUACAAGUGCGAGAAUUGCCCAAAGGCUUUCGCUCUUGCUGCUCAUCUAAAGAUUCACAAUAGAAUACAUACCGGCGAGAAACCAUACACCUGUAAUAUAUGCCAACGAGGUUUUGCCCAACUGACUAAUCUUCAGCGGCACAUUCUCACUCACACCGGACAAAAGCCCCACAAAUGCACGUAUUGUCCGAAAGCUUUCGUCAGCUCCAGCGACCUCAGACGUCAUGUAAGAAUCCACACGGGAGAGCGACCGUACAAAUGCAAGCAGUGUACUAAAGCGUUUACCACAUCCGGUAAUCUGCAAUCGCACAUACUGACGCACACGGGAGAAAAACCGUACCAAUGCAAAAUCUGCAAGUGGAAGUUUAUAUCAUCCAGCAAUUUACGUACGCACAUGCGCAUUCAUCACACAAACCAGGAGACUGGUAAAGAAUAGAGAGAGGAUAGUCCCAGUAAAAAUUAUAAGACCGAGUUCUUCUCUGAACAAUGUGUCGACACUGGACUCGAAUAGAAAAGUAAAAUUUUGUAAAUAAAAUGAAGAGAUUUGGUUAGCCGACCACAAUAUUGUUUCUGUACAUAUUUGCCACCAAUCGAAUAUGAUUUGCAAAGUAGACAUUCUAUGAAAAAAUUAAAAAUACGAAGAUGAA
Messenger RNA from Xenia sp. Carnegie-2017, 1386 nucleotides. Its product is annotated as zinc finger protein 239-like. Gene Ontology annotation, molecular function: DNA-binding transcription factor activity, RNA polymerase II-specific; RNA polymerase II cis-regulatory region sequence-specific DNA binding. Bases 330 to 1175 code for a protein of 281 amino acids. Gene Ontology annotation, biological process: regulation of transcription by RNA polymerase II. The record is from RefSeq and is a predicted model, not a curated record. The transcript is spliced from 2 exons. NCBI's taxonomy places the organism in Eukaryota, Metazoa, Cnidaria, Anthozoa, Malacalcyonacea, Xeniidae.